Messenger RNA from Ylistrum balloti, 984 nucleotides. RefSeq lists its product as uncharacterized. The record is from RefSeq and is a predicted model, not a curated record. Bases 168 to 761 code for a protein of 197 amino acids. NCBI's taxonomy places the organism in Eukaryota, Metazoa, Mollusca, Bivalvia, Pectinida, Pectinidae. The transcript is spliced from 3 exons.
UAAGAAAAUGUCGAAAACCGCAUGUAAAUUGAUUCACUACGACCGAUGAUAUGGCCUGUCAAUCAUCCCAGUUUGCACCUGACUGGUAAAGCCAAUCAGAGUGUAGCGGAUAUGUGUGUAGUGUAGUGCACAUGAAAUCGUGACGUCACAAGGUGAACACAUUCAACAUGGAUGCCUACAGCGAUAGUGGAAGCGAUGGGACAGAAGACUCACAAUCAGAUUGCGACCUUCAUAUGGGAUACUCUUCUUCUGAUUUUGAAGUGGAGCAUUCUGAAGGUAUUCGACCUUAUCGUUUUGAGCCAGAGCUAGGAAGUGACGACGAUGAAGAAAGCGGCAAUCCGCCAUCGGCAAUCGAGGACCGCUUGGGCUCAACCGAAUGGUGCAAAUGUGAAAACUGUCGAGAGAUGCCAACAGUCCCUGAAAGUAUUUGUUGCACUGAAAUUGCACAGAUCCAACACAUCAAGAAUGAGUUUCCACACCUGAACUGCAUCACACAGCACCCUGGAUUUCCUUCUGUUUGCCUAGAUGUGUAUGUGUUGCGUACAGCAUAUCAAGCCUUUAGACAGUACCAUAAUGGCAACAUACCCGAUGGUCCAGCGCGAAACCGCUACACUGCCUACCGACAGUUUGUCCGAUGGUGCUGGGGUUUUCUGGGGCGAAAUGUACGAGUCCCACUUCCAGCAUGUGCUGUAAAUCUCAUACGACAGACAUUCCCGCCUGGUGAUGGUGAAGAAUUGAGGGGUUUCAAUUAUGGAGACUGAAUGAAAAGUAUGGUUUUGUGAAUGACUAGUUUCAAGCGAAACGGGAUUGGACUGAUGACACAGCUUCUAGUUUUGAAGGCCGUUCAAAGGUGCUGCAUAGUGCUGGAGGUGCAUCCAUCAGGACAUCUUGUGUUUUAGUCAUUCUGGUGUUUGUUGCCUUGUUGACUGUUAUUUGUAGCAGCUCUUGAACGUAAUCUGUCAUUAAAAAAAGAAGACAUUUCAA